This is a messenger RNA of Odobenus rosmarus divergens (Pacific walrus), 1551 nucleotides long. RefSeq names its product alkylglycerol monooxygenase (gene AGMO). Bases 139 to 1473 code for a protein of 444 amino acids. NCBI's taxonomy places the organism in Eukaryota, Metazoa, Chordata, Mammalia, Carnivora, Odobenidae. Gene Ontology annotation, biological process: lipid biosynthetic process. Gene Ontology annotation, molecular function: iron ion binding; oxidoreductase activity. The record is from RefSeq and is a predicted model, not a curated record. Gene Ontology annotation, cellular component: endoplasmic reticulum. The transcript is spliced from 13 exons.
CCGUGGAGCUUUGUUUCUAGCUGUUCUCUGACCAAGGGCUUGUUCUGUGCAGCUCAGCUCUCAUCCUCUUUGUUCAGCCUCUGGCUUCAACCACUGAAUCACAAAUAUUCUCCAGCUGGGAAUCAGACAAGGGCAGACAUGAAUCCAGAAGCCCAACAGGAUGUUUCAGUUUCCCAGGGAAUUCGCAUGAUAUUUUAUAUGAUGAAGCCCAAUGAAACGUCAUUCAAAACCCUGGAAGAGGUGCCUGAUUAUGUAAAGCAGGCAACCCCAUUUUUCAUUUCCUUAAUGCUUCUUGAACUGGUCGUCAGCUGGAUUCUCAAAGGGAAACCACCAGGUCGUUUGGAUGAUGCAUUGACAUCAAUAUCAGCCGGCAUUUUUUCUCGGCUUCCAAGCUUGUUUUCUAGGAGCAUCGAACUGACCACUUACGUUUAUAUCUGGGAGAACUACAGGCUCAUCAGUUUGCCUUGGCAUUCUCCAUGGACUUGGUAUUUAACUUUCUUAGGAGUUGAUUUUGGCUACUACUGGUUCCAUCGCAUGGCCCAUGAGGUUAAUAUCAUGUGGGCUGGACACCAAACCCACCACAGUUCUGAAGACUAUAACUUAUCCACAGCACUGAGACAAUCUGUUUUGCAAGUAUAUACUUCCUGGAUAUUCUACUCUCCCCUGGCCCUCUUCGUACCACCUUCAGUAUAUGCUGUUCAUCUUCAGUUCAAUCUUCUCUACCAAUUUUGGAUCCACACAGAGGUCAUCAAUAACCUUGGUCCUUUGGAACUGAUUAUUAAUACUCCUAGCCAUCAUAGGGUUCAUCACGGCAGAAACCGUUAUUGCAUAGACAAAAAUUAUGCCGGUGUUCUUAUUAUAUGGGAUAGAAUUUUUGGGACAUUUGAGGCAGAGAAUGAGAAAGUUGUAUAUGGUCUAACACAUCCCAUUAAUACAUUCGAACCAUUCAAGGUGCAGUUCCACCAUUUAGUUUAUAUAUGGACUACAUUCUGGUCCACACCUGGAUUCUUCAACAAGUUUUCUGUCAUAUUUAAAGGACCAGGAUGGGGUCCAGGUAAACCAAGACUUGGACUGAGUGAAGAAAUCCCAGAGGUCACGGGGGAAGAAGUUCCCUUCUCAUCCUCGGUGUCUCAUCUUUUAAGGAUCUAUGCAGUUGUACAGUCUGCUUUGAUGCUAGCGUUUUAUGAAGAGACCUUUGCAGAUAAAGCUGCACUAUCACAGGUCACACUCCUUCUGAGGGUUGCCUUCAUUAUCCUGACAUUGACCUCCAUUGGAUUUCUUCUGGAUCAAAGACCUAAGGCAGCUGUUCUGGAAACUUUCCGUUGCUUGGUAUUCCUCAUGUUGUGUAGAUUUGGUCAUCUGAAGCCUUUCAUUCCUUCUUUGUCAUUUGCCUUUGAGAUUUUUUUUUCCAUCUGCAUUGCUUUCUGGGGAGUCAGAAGCAUGAAAGAACUUGCCUUCGGCCCUUGGAAAUAAGUUUGUAUUCAGUUCUUUGGUUUUAGUCAGUUGUCCACAACCACAGUAUAUUAUAAUUGCCUCUGGAAAUAUAAUUAU